ACUUAUACCUCUAUUUCAUUUCACCUAGUGGUUUGGUUGCCUCAAAUAAAUUAUCUGAAUGCGCAUGUGCCUUAGAGUCAAAACACAGCAUUCGAUAGGAUGCAUCCACGCCCCAAACGAUGCCUGAUGAACUACAACAAACAUUCGUGCGAACUAGCACGUGACUGCUCGGAAAACUUCGACCGCCGUGAAUAUCACGACGGCCUUCACGAAGCACGGUGAACAUCUUACUUCGUCAAUCGUAGUUACAUUUUCACCGCAUACGGACCUGCGUGGAAAAUUUUCCCGGUCGCCAUUUUUGCCCGUGCUAGUACAUUUUCACCCGUCUUCAAAUGGAAACCUACAAAAAGGAUGGAUUCUUCCAAAAGUAUUGCGAAACCAUGCGCAACGGCAUCGGCCCGAACGAGUUCAACGAUUUUGCCCAGCUGGAAAGUGACGAGAAGCGGUUCGAGUUCAUAAAUGCACUAAAAUCGAUCGUGAGCGAGCUUGAGCUCGCACGUGAGUUCAAGGGGAAAAACCUGGAGCGAUCGCUGGAAUACAAGAAUCUGGGGAAUAAGGCUUUUCAGAAGGAAAGUUGGACCGAAGCUCUGGCUCAUUACAACUUGUGCUAUUUGGCUACACCGGAAAGCAAUGAAGCGGAAAGGGCAAUCAUUCUGGCGAAUCGAUCCGCGGCGCUCUACCAUUUGGAAAAGUAUGAUCAAGCUUUGAAAGACAUUCAACGGGCGAUCGAUCACAACUACCCGAAGGAUCUCAUGUACAAACUUACGGAGCGAAAGGCGAGGUGCUAUCUGGGCAAGAAGGACCACGUCAAAGCUCUGCAGUGUUUCAAGGACACACUUCCAGCAUUGGACGACUGCAAGCUGCCACUGGAACGCCGACAAAAGCUUGAACGAGAUGCCCAAAUCAUGAUCAAGCUGCUACCAAAGAACAUCGAAGCUGAGGCAAAGCUAGCAAAGGCUAAGAAGGCCAAUCCAGCCGAACCCAAAAAUCCACCCCAUCCCGAGCAUUACGUCGAGAAAGGACUAUACUUCGAUUACAGCCAGGAGGAAGGUCGAUUUGCCAAGACCAAUACGGACUUCAAACCUAACACGAUAAUCCUGCUGGAGAAGCCUCACGUUUCCGUACUACUGGAAGAGUACAGUUUGUCUCACUGUAGCACGUGCUUCAAACGUGUUACGAUUCCAGUUUGUUGUCCAAAAUGCUCCGACGUCAUAUUUUGUUCCGAAGCUUGCGAGAAAAAGGCCAACUCAAGCUACCACCAGUAUGAGUGUGGCUUUCUGCCAAUAUUUUGGAGGUCAGGAGCUUCCAUCACUUGUCACAUGGCACUCAGGAUGAUCACUCAAAAGUCAGAGGAGUAUUUCAUGGGCCUACGACAGGAAUUUGAUGGUUUAACUAGUGAGGUUACGGAUAAAUUGAACAACGACGAUUACAGAAAAGUGUUCAAAUUGGUAACUCAUGAAGAUAAGCGUACCCCGGAGGAUUACUUCCAACGAACACUGAUGGCAACUUUGCUGAACGCCUGCCUAUCUCUUGGUGGAUUUUAUAAAACUAAAGAAACAGAAAGCUUCAUUGGAGGGCUCCUGUUGCACAACUUGCAGCUCCUACAAUACAACGCUCACGAAAUCUCCGAACUUCAACGGGAAAACGAACGUGACAUCGGAAAAUCUACCUUCAUCGGUGGCGGACUCUAUCCAACACUGGCUCUGUUCAACCACUCCUGUGAACCCGGUGUAACGCGCUACUACAAGGGAAAUUCGGUGUGCGUUCGAACCGUCAAAGGCAUCGCAGCCGGAUCGAUGGUCGCGGAAAACUACGGACCCCUAUUUACCCAGGUUUCCCGUGAAGAGCGUCGCAACACGCUACUAAACCAGUACAAGUUCACGUGCAAUUGUCGAGCGUGCUCGGAGAAUUGGCCGAAGUUUAACGACAUGGAUUCUAACGUUUUGCGCUUCAAAUGCGAUGGCGGAAAGAUCUGCUCAAACGUUCUGGAAAUUCCCGCCGAAAUCAACGAGUUCAUGGUACAGUGCACCGAGUGCGGAGAACAUACCAAUAUCAUGAAAGGCCUUAAAUCGUUGCAGGAUACUGAUAUGCUGUUCAAGUCAGCUACUAAAUUGCAUGAUGCUGGAGAAUAUGAGUAUGCGCUUAAAAAGUACGUGGAAAUGAUGAAUACUUUGGAUGAAGUUCUAGUACCGCCGUAUCGAGAUUACCAUUUGUGCCAGCAAGGAUUACGAUCCUGCAUGCUAGAAUUCGGAAACCGUUUUGUGAGAAUGGUUACUAAGAAGUAAUUUUUAUUUUGAGUAUGCGUUGGUUAUUCUGUUUCAAUUCUACAAUAAAUAUAGUAAAAUUCAAAUAUCAACAAUCUGG
Messenger RNA from Aedes albopictus (Asian tiger mosquito), 2364 nucleotides. RefSeq names its product SET and MYND domain-containing protein 4 (gene Smyd4-3). Gene Ontology annotation, molecular function: histone deacetylase binding. NCBI's taxonomy places the organism in Eukaryota, Metazoa, Arthropoda, Insecta, Diptera, Culicidae. The transcript has 6 exons. The coding region runs from base 333 to 2285 and encodes 650 amino acids. Gene Ontology annotation, cellular component: cytoplasm; nucleus. The record is from RefSeq and is a predicted model, not a curated record. Gene Ontology annotation, biological process: compound eye photoreceptor development.